GGCCAGCUGCAGGGAUGCUGACAGUCCAGCCCUGUUUAUUAGUGAGAGUGUUGAGGAGGCACAGGACUUGGCUCUGUUGAUCUGCACGGAAAUGAAUCAUCACAGAAAUGAAGUGCCAUGUGAACACGAGCACGGGGGCUGCUGGUCUAUAUAAAGGCUGAAUGACGGCGCACAGGAGCACUUUAGAGCUUACUGAAACGUGGUUAGGAGUCGUUGCUCCUCUGUAGACAUGGGGAAGUUUGAUGAGCGUGCUUUGCUCCUGCUUGCCGUUUGCGUGCUCGCUGUUCACACUCCAGCAGAAGCCUGGUACAAACAAGCAGCCGGACCCACUUACUACUCCGUCGGUAGAGCCUCGGGGCUGCUGGCAGGAAUCCGGAGAUCAGCCAUCAGGAGAGACGAAGCAGACACACGGGACAGCGGAGAAGCCACCGGAAAUCACGCAGUCUUACACACCAACUCCCGCAACUUCGCUCUGAAGAACAUGCCUAUUUGUGUGAAGGACGUUUUGCCGGAGCUGCAAAGUUGUGAGCUGAUGCAGGACUCCAUGUUCCGGUGCGAGGCGGCAGUCAUUAUCACCCUGGACUCCAGUAACUGCGUGAACGCAUGAGGAUCACCUCUGUUUCCGGACUGAACAAAAUAUAAGCACAAACAAAAUACUUUAAGUGUGUGUCCAGUCAGUAGGCUAUACAGUUUGUGAGUGCAGUAUGAGACCGGGUGCCUUACUGUAUUAGUCUGGGAGAUCACACAGGAAAACAGGAAAACCAUAUGAAACAAUAUGAAGCCUAUAGAGCAUAUCUAAGAACAGCACUUUCCCCCAUUGUGGCAGUCAUUUAUUGUGUGUGUGUGUGUGUGU
Messenger RNA from Pangasianodon hypophthalmus (striped catfish), 853 nucleotides. RefSeq names its product neuropeptide B. The transcript is spliced from 2 exons. The record is from RefSeq and is a predicted model, not a curated record. NCBI's taxonomy places the organism in Eukaryota, Metazoa, Chordata, Actinopteri, Siluriformes, Pangasiidae. The coding region runs from base 230 to 607 and encodes 125 amino acids. Gene Ontology annotation, biological process: G protein-coupled receptor signaling pathway; feeding behavior. Gene Ontology annotation, molecular function: G protein-coupled receptor binding.